CUAGCCUAGUAUAACCUUCUCCCACUGCCGCCUCAGAGAGAUCUAGAGAGAGAGAGAGAGAGAGAGUGAGGGAGGCGGAUCGUCGGAGAGAGUAAUGGGUCGCGUUAUUCGUGCACAACGUAAGGGUGCGGGUUCCGUCUUCAAGUCCCACACCCACCACCGCAAGGGACCGGCCAAGUUCCGCAAUCUCGACUUCGGCGAGCGAAAUGGAUAUCUCAAAGGAGUCAUCACUGAGAUCAUCCACGACCCUGGACGUGGUGCCCCUCUUGCACGUAUCACCUUCCGUCAUCCAUUUAGGUUCAAGCACCAGAAGGAACUCUUUGUCGCCGCCGAAGGAAUGUACACCGGUCAAUUCGUUUACUGCGGUAAGAAAGCCAAUCUUAUAGUCGGAAAUGUCCUCCCUAUUAGAUCUAUCCCCGAAGGAGCUGUUGUCUGUAACGUCGAACACCACGUUGGAGAUCGCGGCGUUUUCGCUAGGGCUUCUGGUGAUUACGCUAUCGUUAUCAGCCACAAUCCCGAUAACGAUACUUCUAGGGUUAAGCUUCCAUCAGGACAAAAGAAGAUCAUCCCAAGUGGUUGCAGGGCCAUGAUUGGGCAGAUUGCUGGAGGAGGAAGAACUGAGAAGCCAAUGUUGAAGGCUGGAAAUGCUUAUCACAAGUUCAGGGUGAAGAGGAACAGUUGGCCUAAGGUUCGUGGUGUGGCUAUGAAUCCAGUUGAGCAUCCCCAUGGUGGUGGUAACCAUCAACAUAUUGGUCAUGCCAGUACUGUUCGUCGUGAUGCACCACCUGGUCAAAAGGUUGGUCUCAUUGCUGCUAGGAGAACUGGUCGUCUUCGUGGACAGGCUGCUGCAACUGCUGCCAAGGCUGACAAUUAAAUUUGAUUUCAUUUUUUAUUACCCAUUUCGAGUUUGUUUUGGAUUUCUGAAUGUGUUAAGUCACACAAUUAGGUUUUGGUGAUUCUAAGACUAGCUUAUUUUACAUGAGAAUUUAAAUUUGGAUUCUAACUUAAUUCUCUUUAGCUUGGAUGUUUCAUUUACUCAUAUGUCUA
Messenger RNA from Impatiens glandulifera, 1047 nucleotides. RefSeq names its product 60S ribosomal protein L8-1. NCBI's taxonomy places the organism in Eukaryota, Viridiplantae, Streptophyta, Magnoliopsida, Ericales, Balsaminaceae. The transcript is spliced from 2 exons. Gene Ontology annotation, biological process: cytoplasmic translation. The coding region runs from base 95 to 874 and encodes 259 amino acids. Gene Ontology annotation, cellular component: cytosolic large ribosomal subunit; ribosome. The record is from RefSeq and is a predicted model, not a curated record. Gene Ontology annotation, molecular function: structural constituent of ribosome; RNA binding.